Molecule: messenger RNA, 957 nt
Organism: Actinia tenebrosa (Australian red waratah sea anemone)
Lineage: Eukaryota; Metazoa; Cnidaria; Anthozoa; Actiniaria; Actiniidae
Source: RefSeq, a predicted model, not a curated record
AGUAAUGAUACGAACAUACCCGUACUUGGAGAAGAUGAUUAUUAUAAAUAUCUUGGAAAGUUUGAGAACUUAGUCAACUUGAGAAGGAAAUUCAGAAAGCAGCAAGUAAAGAGUACAUCAGACGCAUCUCUGGUAAUUUGGACGUCACUUUUAUCUAUUCCACGGAAAGUCAAAGCUAAUCAAACGUUUGCUAUUCCCGUUUUGCAACACCACAUGUGGUCUACUGACUGGCCUAUAGACAAACUUAAAGAACUUGAAAGACGAACCCGUCGAGUUAUUAAUGACUGCGGCUGUAAACACAAGCAUGAAUCUCUACCCCUCCUCUAUCUUCCAACUACUAAAGGAGGCAAAGGCCUGACUGAAAUCGAAAGCCUGUACAAGACCACAAAGAUAAAACUCGCCCACUACAUCACAUGCAGCUCUGAUCCACAUGUUGAGCUAGUAAGAACGUACCAAGACGCCAAAGAAAUGAAAUCCUUAAGAUCUAUCAUCAAGGACGCAAGAACAUUUGCAGCUCAAUUCAAUGUGGACAUAACGUAUAAUGCCGAAAGCAAGAAAUCUAUCUUAACAUCCAACGACACAGUUAUAGAAGUGAAUAAUUGUCAACCUAAAAGUAUCACUAGGAAAUCCAUCUUAAAGAACGAAUUAGUGAGAAAGUACGAAGUCGAAGUUGAACAGCAACCCUGGGUUGGACAAUUCAUGCCUAAACAGUGGAAAAACAAAGACCUGCACAAAGAAUGGUGUGACAUCUCAAAAGUCUGGAAAAACAUUCCAACUGUUGUUUACAGUAUUCACACAAGUAUUAUUCAACAACUAUUGCCAACUAAAGUCUAUAACGUAAAGAAACUGAAAGGUGAAGAAGAAGAUCUGAAAUGUCGGCUUUGCCAAUCUGGAGAUGAGAGUAUUGCACACAUCAUGUGCAAUUAAAUGCUCGGCCAUAGCCCAAUCGCUCUACAC